AUAGAGUCAAGAUAUGCAAGGUGGAUGAUUACAAGAACGAAGAUAAUUCUAAAGGUUUCUGAAUUGACUAAAUGCAACUAUCGAUCAGGGUAUUGGACAACAUCAAAUACGCAAACCUCUUCAAAAAAACACACCAAUGCAAGUGAUACAGUGCAAAAAAAACCCAGCUAGCCUCGGUCGAGGAUCAAAACCCAACCAAGGCCGACCGGAUACGAAGGACAAGAAAGGGAAUAUGCGAAAUGGGGUUGUUGAAGCACACGCCAAGUCGAAGAUUCGCAGAUGAAGACAAAAAAGCCAACAGGGGAAAAGAAGAAGAAGAAAUCUGCUAUGCAGAAUACAUAGACACAAAAACAAAUAUGGCGUACAAUUGCAAAAAGACUCUUGGGUAACAUGAUCAUGAACAUGGCAAACGAUGACCUCGGAAACAAAAAAAAAAAAGAGGGGGGGGUUGGGGAAACACAUCAUCAAACAGAGUCAAACGACAAAAGUCGAAGGCCUCGGCAGUCAGAAAUCAGGUACAUGAACUGCAAAAAUAGAAGCAAAAAGGAAGAAAACAAUGAACAAAAGCGACAGCAAACAGGCCAAGGGUAUAUAUCUCUUUCCUCCGCCGAUUCCACCCAUCUCUUCAAUACCGACAAGAGGCAAAGCAAACAGGCAGGCGAAGAAACGAAUUGGGGCCAUUCGAAGAAAGAUUAUACACAACGCUUGCAGACAGUCAUCAGAGAAAGAAAAGCAAAAAACAACAUAAAAAAUCAGUCAUUGCAGGUCAUCAGAAUCGUACAAUCAUGUCACCGUGAUGGACGCGAUCGGUCGGAGUCGUAUGAAACCCGCCCUUCUGUUGAAAAUCCCGAGACAAUAAAAAACAUAGCAAAUCAAACGAAGAAAGAAAAAAAAGUCAAGAUCAAGUCAAAAAGCCUCCCAUUUUUGCAAAGAGACGAAGUUUUUUCAGCAGCGUCAUCGCACUUUUUUCAACUUUUGAAAGUCUUUCCAGCUGACAAGGACACUUUUGAUCACACACGCUUUUGCAUUUUGAGUUUUGUCUUUUUCUUUCUCUCUCUUUCUUUUUUGUUUCGCCCAAAAACAGAUCCCGACCCUGGAAGUAACAAGAACAACAAAACUUUUUGGUAACCGGCAGCAUCUCUUUUCUCUUGAUCGACGAAGCUAAAACGUAAUGGCUUUUGCGGAAGAGGAAAAGGAAAAGAAA
Molecule: messenger RNA, 1204 nt
Organism: Aspergillus wentii DTO 134E9
Lineage: Eukaryota; Fungi; Ascomycota; Eurotiomycetes; Eurotiales; Aspergillaceae
Exons: 1
Coding region: 391-1128 (245 amino acids)
Source: RefSeq, a predicted model, not a curated record